This is a messenger RNA of Wasmannia auropunctata (little fire ant), 3722 nucleotides long. RefSeq names its product histone-lysine N-methyltransferase eggless (gene egg). Gene Ontology annotation, cellular component: nucleus. Bases 171 to 3551 code for a protein of 1126 amino acids. Gene Ontology annotation, molecular function: histone H3K9 methyltransferase activity; DNA binding; protein binding. The record is from RefSeq and is a predicted model, not a curated record. The transcript is spliced from 14 exons. Gene Ontology annotation, biological process: negative regulation of gene expression; heterochromatin organization. Lineage: Eukaryota; Metazoa; Arthropoda; Insecta; Hymenoptera; Formicidae.
CGAAAAACGCCGGGAUGGCUGCUCUCAUGCUUCGCUGAUUCGCUCUGUCUCUGCCGUCUCUGCCCAUACUAUGUUUAUGGAACUAACCUAAUCUUAUUUUGCAUCAUUUUGUAUUUAGUUGUCAGCGUAUAAAAUUUACGAAAUUGUCUAACAAAACAGUUAUCAAGGAAAUGGCUCAGAGUAUGGAAGUCAUCGAAUUAAUGUCAGAUGAAGAGGAGAAAAAUACAAGGAAAGCCAAAUCUAAAGUAUACAAUAGUAAUUGUAUUAAUUUUAAAUGUCGCUCUGGGAUAAAUAUGAAAGUGGCACCUUCCUUCGCAUGCGCAUUCUAUGGAGUUUCACUCGAAAAGAAAAAGAAACGUAUUAUAUGUAAAGAAUGUUUUGAUAAUGCGUUGGAACAUCAGAAGCAAUUGGUAAAAGCCUUUGUAGAAAAUAGAUCACUGUUAGACUGUUACUUUCCCGAUCAUACGAUGGAAGUAGAAAUUUCUGACAGCGAUGAUUCUGAAGAUGAGAAAAAAAAGGAGUCAGAUAAUAACGAAUACAUACCAGAAGAUAUACUUUUAGAUAUCAAGAGUAAAUUAGAUGACACAUUGUCAUGUAUUUAUAAAAAAUACAAUAUGGAGCAGCAUGUUAAAGUGGCAUGUGAAACCUUAAAGAGGAGAUGGCGAGAUAUAUGUGCGGCGAAUGAUUCUCUUAACACCGAAAUACGGGAAAUGAUGCGUACUAUGGAUAAAUUGCGUAACAACAUGUACGAAGACUUUAGACCGCAAAUCAAGAUGCUCGAGGAAUUGCAAUUAAACGACGAGAUCACGGAGGGCGCCCAUCCACUUGUAGCAACGAAGAAAGUAACGCAAGUACGCGUUCCGCCUUCCUCGUUAUUGCAAGACAGUCAGCUGGAAGUUUUAGCGAUUGAACCGUCGGGCACUAAGGAGAUGAUAGCUCCCAAAUUACCGCCGACUGGUCCACUCGUUAAACGAGCCCCAGAGAUAGACGAUAUCGUUUACAUCAUGAAAACUCCUGUUAUGCCGUGGAUUAAAGCAAAGGUAUUGAAUAUAGUUUCAAAUCCAUGGAGCGUUCGCGUGAGACUUAUACAGAAGAGGUAUAACUCAGCGGUCAAGACCGUCCCUGGCAAGCUUAUAGCGAUAACCGAAGUAAGUCAAGUUAUGAUCCCAGUUGGAACACGAGUCGUGGCUAUAUUUCACGAUGACGUUUCCAAUAAUUACUACAGUGGAAUAAUCGCCGAGACACCAAAAUCCAUAAAUAAGUACAGAUAUCUUGUAUUUUUCGACGACGGUUACGCUCAGUAUGUCGUUCAUAAUGACAUCUUGCUGGUUUUGGAUACUUCGCCACGCAUUUGGGAAGACAUUCCCAGCGAAUCGCGCGAGUUUGUGAAGAAAUACUUAGAAUCAUAUCCCGAGAGACCAAUGGUAAAAUUGCAACCAGGUCAAAUGGUUAAAACCGAAUGGAAAGGUAAAUGGUGGCUUGCGAGAGUCGUGCAGGUUGAUGCGAGUUUAGUGCAAAUGCAUUUUGACGCCGACAAGAGAACCGAAUGGAUUUACCGUGGAUCAACUAGACUGGGCCCUUUGUAUCUCGAGGUACUAAAAGCCAAUGCAAGGCAACAACUUCAACAGUCCGGCAACGCGCAUACUCGACAUCGUAUUCCUGCUACGUCUAAUAAAAACAAUUUGCCUUACGUUGAAUAUACAUCCAACGUGGAGGAAGAUGUCACGCAAAAUGUGCAAGCGGAGAAAGCAACAGUUGCUACGAGCGUGACAGCUAGUACACCAUCCACUGCACCGCAACAGCCACGUGCAGUAGCCAAAAAAAGUACUGCUAGAAGGCAAACUAGUGUAGAUACAAUUACAACAUACAAUUCUACCGUAGAAACAAAACCAUCACAUAGUAUUGUUUUUUAUCAUACACAGAGGAAAUACGAACCGAAAAAAUACGUUCUUCACAAGUGCGGGUCAAAAUGUAUCAAAGGCAUUAAGGUUUCACACGACGAUCUGAAAGGACUCUCUCCACUCUCUAUUCCACUGUUGUGCGGCUGGCAUCGUCAACUUUGCAAAUUCUCCAAGGGCAAGAAAGUUAUAUUGUACCAGACACCGUGCGGCGUUAGAUUGCGAAAUGUGGAAGAACUGCAUCGUUAUCUCCGUAUGACCAACAGUACAUUAUCCGUCGAUCUGUUUGAUUUUGAUUACUGGGUGCGCGCUUUCGCCGAUUUCGUCGUGGAGAAGUGUUUUAUCAAUAUCAAGGAUCUCAGUUAUGGCGUGGAGAAUGUGCCGAUACCAUGUGUGAAUGACUUGGAUCACACUCAACCAGAUACCAUAAGAUAUACUACACGUCGGGAGCCAACGGAAGGUGUUCAUUUAAAUCUAGAUCCAGCGUUCUUGUGCAGUUGCGAUUGCGAAGACGAUUGUCAGGAUAAAGAGAAAUGCCAGUGCUGGCAGCUAACGAUAAAAGGGGCAACUCUGGGUGGAAAAAUGCCAAACACCGCUGUCGGUUACAUGUACAAGCGCUUGCCCGAACCGGUGACCACGGGAAUCUACGAAUGUAAUUCGGGAUGCAAGUGCUCUGUGAAAACGUGUCUCAACAGAGUAGUGCAGCAUCCUCUCAGAUUAAAAUUGCAAGUGUUUAAAACAGGGCCGCGCGGUUGGGGCAUAAGAUGCCUCAAUGACAUUCCCCAUGGCGCUUUUAUCUGCAUCUACGCAGGGAGAUUACUUACCGAACAGGGUGCAAAUGAAGGGGGCAAAAAUUACGGUGACGAAUAUCUGGCAGAAUUAGAUUAUGUGGAGGUAGUAGAAGGUUUCAAGGAGGGUUACGAAAGCGAUGUUCUCGAACCCGAAAUGCCAACGUCACCUACUGAAAAAGAUAAUAAGAAGAAAACUACCGACGUGAGCGACGAGGAGGAUAAUACAAAGGAAAGCACUAAUGGCUCGGACGAAGAUUUCAAUAUUGACAAUUAUGUGGCUUCUUGCAACAAGGAUUUGUUGGAAACAACCGCAGAAUCUUCGUCUAUUAGGAAACGUCUAAGGAAACGGAAAAGAGACGAGAUAGACAAUCAGCCAGAUAUAUCUGAAGAAAACAGCGAAGACGGAAGCAUUACGAGAGAUUUGGAAAACACGACAAAAGUAUCCAUGAAUGAAAAUCAGGAUACGAUUAAUAUCAGUGACGACGAUGAUAGUAGAAAUGACGUAAGAAGAGAGCCAAGUAGAUUCGAACCUAGUGUAGAACCAAAACAAAUAGAGAGAUCAACAUUCAAGUCUGUGAGAGAUUAUUUCGGCGAAGAUGAAGCCGUUUAUAUUAUGGAUGCUAAAACGACUGGAAAUAUUGGCCGUUAUUUAAAUCAUUCUUGUGAUCCAAACGUGUUUGUGCAAAACGUAUUUGUCGAUACACACGAUGUGCGUUUUCCAUGGGUAGCCUUCUUCGCCUUACAAUACAUAAAAGCUGGACAAGAGCUUACAUGGAAUUACAGUUAUGAUGUGGGAAGUAUACCGGGUAAAGUGAUUAUUUGUAAAUGUGGUGCAGCUAAUUGUAGAGGCCGUCUUUUGUAAAUUGUGCCUUUUGUGGUAACACUUUUUUUUACAUAUAUAUAAAUAGAACUUGCUUUCUCUAGCAAUGUUGAUAGUAGAUAUAUGUAAUACAGACGUCAUAUUAUAAUCAUAAUUUAUCUUUAUUGGAAAAAAGUUUGCAACAGAAAUAAACAAGUACAGGAAGACAUGAAA